CUCACAGACAUACCCAGCACCCCUUUCUUUUAUAACUCGAAGGAACAGUUAAGAGAGGCCAGAAAGGGACGUUUUCAGUGUUCAUGCCCAGGAGAUCAUGGAUAGACCACAAGAAACUCUCCCAAACAAUGUAGCUGGAGAUUCAGAGGCCCUCCGUCUGGAGAAAGGCUUGCAGGGGGAAGAAGAGGGUGUGAUGGAGAGAGGAAAGUGGGAGAACAAAAUGGAGUUCAUGCUUUCCAUGGCGGGAGAAAUCAUUGGUCUGGGGAAUGUGUGGAGGUUCCCCUACCUGUGCUUCAAGAAUGGAGGAGGAGCCUUCCUCAUCCCCUACCUCAUCUUCCUCUUCUUCUGCGGGAUCCCGGUUUUCUUUCUGGAGACGUCUCUAGGACAGUACAGCAGUGAGGGGGGAGUCACUGCCUGGAGGAAGAUCUGCCCUCUCUUUGAAGGAAUUGGCUAUGCAUCGCAAGUGAUUGUGACCUACCUGAAUAUCUACUACAUUGUCAUUCUGUCCUGGGCUAUUUUCUACCUCUUCAACUCUUUUAGUGCCACACUGCCCUGGUCUACCUGCGAUAACACCUGGAAUACAAAAUCAUGCAAGGAAUUUUUCGAUUGGAAUGAUACCGACACAAACACCAGCAUGAACUUUGAUACCAAUAUCGAUAUGGGAUUCCGGGAUUUUGUGAAAAGGAGCCCUGAAGUUGAGUUCUGGGAGAACCGUGUUCUGGGCAAGUCCCCAGGGAUAGAGCACAUGGGCAGGCUGCGCUGGGAUCUCGCCCUCUGCCUCCUGCUGGCUUGGAUCUUGUGCUACUUCUGCAUUUGGAAAGGAGUCAAAUCCAGUGGCAAGGUGGUUUACUUCACAGCCACCUUCCCCUACGUGAUGCUGCUCAUCCUGCUGCUGCGAGGACUGACCCUGCCCGGGGCCUGGGAGGGAAUCAAGUUUUAUAUCUACCCUGAUAUCAACAGACUCAGAGACCCAAUGGUGUGGCUGGAUGCUGGAACCCAGGUGUUCUUUUCCUACGCUGUGUGCCAGGGCUGCCUGACUGCAUUAGGAAGCUACAACAAGUACAACAACAACUGCUACAAGGACUGCCUGGCUCUGUGUCUUCUCAACAGUGGAACGAGUAUUGUGGCUGGCUUUGCUGUCUUCUCCGUCGUGGGAUUCAUGGCCUACCAGCAGGGGGAGGACAUUUCCAACAUUGCCUUGUCCGGUCCUGGACUGGCCUUCAUAGCAUACCCUAAAGCAGUGACAAUGCUGCCCCUUUCCCAGUUAUGGGCUUGCCUCUUCUUCCUCAUGAUCAUAUUUCUUGGUCUUGACAGCCAGUUUGUGUGUGUUGAGAGCCUGGCGACCGCCAUCACAGACAUGUACCCUGGAGUGUUCCGCAAGGAGAGACGACGAGAGCUGCUCAUUCUGGGGAUCGCUGUGGUGUGCUUUCUACUGGGCUUGUUCCUGGUGACCGAGGGAGGAAUCUAUAUCCUGGAGUUGAUCGACUCCUGUGGUACAAGCGGUCUGUGCUUGCUGUUCAUUGCCUUCUUUGAAAGCAUCUGUAUUGGGUGGGUCUAUGGUGCUGACCGUUUCUAUGACAACAUUGAAGAUAUGAUUGGUUACCGGCCUGCCCCCCUGAUUAAGUACUGCUGGUUGUUCUUCACACCUGCUAUUUGUGCUGUCACAUUCAUUCUGUACUUGUUUAGAGGGGCGUGGUUUUCAUCCUCCGAGGGGCCAGGCUGGUCCAUGGCACUGGGCUGGGUUUUCACCUUGUCCUCGGUGGUCUGCAUCCCUAUUUUUAUUGUGUAUGCCUUGGCCAGCACACAGGACCUGAGAAAGCUGAUUGUGCCUUCCAGCAGUCUUCGACAAGUGAGCCCUAAUAAAUCCAGACUGACCCUGUGCAGUAAAGUGGUCUUCUAUGGGAACUCUCUGGGGCCCAGUCUGGAGGAGCGCCUGGCGACAGAGAAAGAGACAGGCUUCUGAACAAGGACCCUGCCUGCAUUCCAGGGCAUUGCCCAGAGAGAUGCACUCUCACUGGUUCGACUCCCUAACUCCCCACACCUCUGUGUUCCUCAGGGUUAAGCAGAGCACCCUCAAGGUCUGAUUCACACAUCCACAGUGAACUGCUGCUGAACCAACAGUAAACAAGGAGUACAGAUUUUCUUGACAUUGACAAGUCCUAAGCCACUUGCAAAACAGGUUAUUUUUGUGAAUAAGCAAAGUAAAUUCACAAAAUGAAAAAAGGGUUUUAAAACAAUAGACCAAAAAAGCAUUGUAUGGCAUUGUCAUUCAUAUAAUGUCUGUCUUUUGCACACAGAUUUGCUAAUGAUGUUUAUGUUUUGAUCUUUGAUUCAGGGAUAGUUGCUGCACUUAGCAUUGCAGUGGCUGUCACCUGAAUCAGAGACAAAGUGAACAUAAAAACACAUGAAAACUGACAGUUUUUUUUUUUUUUGUUUUUUUUUACUAUUUCAUUUAUUGGUCACAUUAUAUAUGCUAACAACUGAGUCAAAAGCAAUGUUAUACAUUAUAGCUCUAUGGAGAGACUGCCCUAUAUUAUAAACAGUAGUUAGUCCUCUAGCUGUAUGGAGAGACUGUCCUAUAUUAUAAACAGUAGUUAGUCCUCUAGCUGUAUGGAGAGACUGUCCUAUAUUAUAAACUGUCUUUAGUCCUCUAGCUGUAUGGAGAGACUGUCCUAUAUUAUAAACAGUAGUUAGUCCUCUAGCUGUAUGGAGAGACUGCCCUAUAUUAUAAACAGUGGUUAGUCCUCUAGCUGUAUGGAGAGACUGCCUUAUAGUAUAAAUUGUCUUUAGUCCUCUAGCUGUAUGGAGAGACUGUCCUAUAUUAUAAACUGUCUUUAGUCCUCUAGCUUUAUGGAGAGACUGCCCUAUAUUAUAAACUGUAGUUAGUCCUCUAGCUGUAUGGAGAGACUGUCCUAUAUUAUAAACUGUCUUUAGCCCUCUAGCUGUAUGGAGAGACUGCCCUAUAUUAUAAACAGUAGUUAGUCCUCUAGCUGUAUGGAGAGACUGUCCUAUAUUAUAAACUGUAGUUAUAUGGAGAGAUUGUCAGAAGAACUUCAGACAAACUUGACUAAACUGAAGAUGGUGGCUAUAACUGUAAUUUCUUUGAACUCCGAUUUUAAGCAACAAUUACAGUUUAAGACAUUCAGGAGAGACUUUUUGUAUUGUAUAACUUUUAAAUUAAAUUGAUUUGAAUGACAACACAA
This is a messenger RNA of Acipenser ruthenus (sterlet), 3203 nucleotides long. Its product is annotated as sodium- and chloride-dependent GABA transporter 2-like. The transcript is spliced from 15 exons. Lineage: Eukaryota; Metazoa; Chordata; Actinopteri; Acipenseriformes; Acipenseridae. Gene Ontology annotation, cellular component: membrane. The coding region runs from base 98 to 1963 and encodes 621 amino acids. The record is from RefSeq and is a predicted model, not a curated record. Gene Ontology annotation, biological process: sodium ion transmembrane transport.